Messenger RNA from Larimichthys crocea (large yellow croaker), 779 nucleotides. RefSeq lists its product as uncharacterized. The coding region runs from base 86 to 763 and encodes 225 amino acids. NCBI's taxonomy places the organism in Eukaryota, Metazoa, Chordata, Actinopteri, Sciaenidae. The record is from RefSeq and is a predicted model, not a curated record. The transcript has 4 exons.
CCAGCCUGAUAUCCGUCUUCUGUUUAUUGAACACAGAGGGAAGUCACUGUUAGAAACGUCGUCCGUCUUCGAUUCUCACAGAGAGAUGAGAGGAGCAGCUAUGAGUUUAACUGCAGCAGCGAGUGGAUUUGUUGUCUUCCUUCUCUCUGUGUCAGUGAUACAGGGUCAGGAUGGCUGGGGAGUGACUUACACUCCUACUGAGAUCUGUGCCUUAAAAGGAUCAACAGUGGACAUGAGCUGCACAUACAGAUAUCCAACCACAAUAUAUAGCUCAGUUCAGGAAACAUUCUGGUUUACAAAAUGGAGUAAUAAUGUUUUUGUGAAUUUGAAAACAGACCCAGAGUAUUCAGGUCGUGUGCAGUACAUCUGUGAUAACAACAAGUGCACUCUGAGAAUCACAGACCUGAGAGAGAGCGACUCAGCUGAGUACAUGUUCAGAUUCAUAACAAACCUUCAAUCAGGGAAAUAUUUUGGUAGACCUGGAGUCACUUUGUCUGUCACAGCUCUCCAGGUGCAGAUUAACACAUUAAAGGUCUACAAGUCGUAUAACCAGGCAGAGCUGACUUGUCAGAGCAGUUGUCGUCUACCUGGUCAUCGUCGCUACAUCUGGUACAAGAAUGGACAAAACAUUCAGGGACAAACAUCUAAUUCUUAUUCAGGCCACAUUGAUCCUGCAGACAGAUAUUCAUGUGCUGUAGAAGGAUAUGAGAAGUCCCGCUCUCCUCCAGUGUGUGAGUUUACUUACAGUGUUGCACUAACAUAACACCAACUGAUGUAGU